Molecule: messenger RNA, 1905 nt
Organism: Nothobranchius furzeri (turquoise killifish)
Lineage: Eukaryota; Metazoa; Chordata; Actinopteri; Cyprinodontiformes; Nothobranchiidae
Source: RefSeq, a predicted model, not a curated record
AAAUUGAGUCAGCCCGACAAACCAAAUUAGUUGUGUGCUUCAACAAUAUUAAGUGAGUCGUAUGAACUUACAUAUAUAAGUUUGACUUCAUAAUAUCGCGCCCAAGUUCUGCUAACGUCCAUGCUUUUGUUGUGAAAUGCGGGAAAGUCGACUUUUGGAGUUGGAGGAGUCAGUCUCAUUCUGCGUGUGGUCGGAGGCAAAGGAGGCUGCAUAGACGGUGGAGCAGAUUUGGCACCAGGACGGAGCAGUGGGACUGCGGGGCAGACAACACGGAGGAGCGGGACGGAGGGGCAAAUACUGAUAGGCUGCGGAGGAAAUGCACAGAGCAACGGGACGUAGAAGCAGGACGUGGAAGAGCCAGCCCAAACGCGGAGGAGCCAGUCCAAACACUGGCAAACAGUGCACCAACGCAGAGCUGUGGGGCCAAACACUAACUCUGGACCAGGCUGCUUAGAGGUCUUUCGAGCUUGUUGAAGGUAUCUACACAGAAAUUCAGCUUUUGGAUCUGGAGGAUCUCAACCACCAUCUUCCAUUGGUUGCAUACACAGUGGCAGGGAAGAAUCUGGUGACGCCAAAAGUGUGCCUGCUCCAUUGAUGUCACACAAAAUGGCUGGAUUGUUGCUGUUGGUGAAAAUCUCCCCCAAAAUGACUCGCAAACUUGCUCUUGCUGAAGUUCCUGAAUCUGUUGAACACUUGGAGAACAGCCUUCGUGAAAAACUGCAACUUCAAGGCAGCUUCACAAUCCAGUAUGAGGACCCAGACUUUAAUAAUGCCCUCUGUAACUUGAUGGAUAUUCAUGAGCUGCCACCUGAACGUGCCGUCUUGCAUAUUCUUUGGGAGGAGUCAUCUGAGCAUCCUCAUAAAGAGUCUGACGCACUUGUUUCAGGGUCUUCCCUUGACACACCCAGUACAUCUACUGGAGGUGCAUUCCAAAAUCCAUCAGCUUUUAUUAGGAGCUAUUUGCGUAGUGUAUCUGAGUGGCCUUCACCAUUUACCAUUCCAGCCUUUUCAUAUGAUGUGGAAUUGAAACUGCGUAAAGGGAACGACGAAUACGAAAACACAAAGAAAGUUGUAAGCAUAACUAGAGACAUGAAGAUGGACAUUUUGGACAAGAUUGCUCAGGCUGUUUUUGAGGUAAAAGCCUAUCCUGACCAAGACCAGAUUGAAUCAGUAGCUUCUGCUCUGGUCACCAAACACCCCUGUCUUCAAGAACCAGGCAGUGGAUCAGGUUAUGAUGGAUGGAAGAUGAGCAUUAAAUACAAACUUGGUAAUUAUAGGUCCAAACUACGUCAGGCAGGCUGUAAUGAAGUCAGCAUAAACCGCAAAAGAAAAAGCAAUGAAGAUGUUGACACAAAUUCUUCUUUGAAGAGAGCAAAACGUGGAGAAAUAAACUAUGUCCCGGACUAUCCAGAUAGUCAUAGUGAUGACUCUUUGGAAGAGGAAAGACUGGCUCUACUCGAGGAGUCACAAAAGAGAAGGAUGGAUCCUGUGCUCAUAAAACAAAAGAUGGAGCUGACGUUCUCCCUGAGGCGGAAGGAGAUUGUGGAGGUGGAGCCAAUGGUGACAGAGGUUAUGGAACGGUGGCCUGCUUUGUUUAAUGAGGCAGAGAUCAGGGAAGAGUUCCAUCGAAUCACCAACAAGGACCUGAUGGACAGCUUCAGAGCAGGCCUAAAUCAGCACACAUCCAGGCUUCUUCAACUCUAUCGGGCUAAGAGGACAACUUUCCCUGCUGAGAUGGAUCAACUCCUCAACAGCCUGGAUGAGGAGGUAAAAUUUAAAAUGAACAAUCUCAUUAUUUUGUUUUUUGUUGUGGAUUUGAUUGGGUGCCUUGUGUCGGUUCCUCUACUGGUGCCAUGGAUCUUCUGCUCUCGGGGCAGGUGGGUUCCCUGAUGGCGUUUCUUUACC